AGCUCAUGACAGACCACCAGGCGCACCGGUGAGCCCCCUUCUCUGCUGACUCAGUGCCUUAACAGCAGUCACUUCAGCCCGUGAUACAGCAUCAAGCCACCGACGCACGCUCCUCCGGCUCCCAAACCGCUCUGCAGACAUGGAGAAGACCGCCAUCGCUUACAAAGAGAAGAUGAAGGAGAUGUCAGUGUUCUCACUGAUCUGCUCCUGUCUCUACCCAGAGAGCCGCAAAAACAUCAUGGGGGACUUUGAAGGAGACUUGGACAUCAAGCCUCUUAACAAGCGUGCCUCAGGCCAAGCCUUUGAGGUCAUCCUGAAACCGCCCUCCCCUGUGUCAGAUGUGGCUCACUGCAUCUCCAGCCCCCCAAAGAGGGACAUUUCCCUGGAGGACAUCCAGAAGAAACUGGAGGCAGCUGAGGACCGAAGAAGAUCUCAGGAGGCGCAGAUCCUCCGGAUCCUGGCUGAGAAACGAGAGCACGAGCGUGACGUGCUGCUGAAAGCCAUGGAGGAGAACAGCAACUUCAGCCGCAUGGCUGAAGAGAAGCUGCAGAUGAAGAUGGAGCAAAUUGAGGAGAACCGGCAGGCCUACCUGGCCGCCAUGAUGGAGCGCCUGCAGGAGAGGGAGAGGCAUGCUCAGGUGGUGCGCAGAAACAAAGAGCUGAGAGAAGAAUUGCUGCCAUGAGACGCCCUAACAGGCCCUACACCCCACCUCCAAACCUUCUACCAACACAGUCAGCCCUGAGGAACACCCCAGCCGCCCCCUAACUUUUCCCACAUGUCCCUUUACCUGUCCCCUCCCCAGUCCCUGCCAUCCACCCCACUAUUCUACUAUGAAACUAGACGACAAAUGAGGUUGGGGGUGGAAAAUAUCACAAAAUAAAGAAAGAAAAAUUCAUGGCUGAUGCCAACUCCUUCCAAAACGAAUGUUUUUGCUUAAAUGACAAGAAAAAAAUCAUUUGAAAACUGUCAUUGGUUUUUGUAAAUACUUGUUUUGUUAUAUACAGUGCGAUACAAGCAGCAGAAGUAUUGAUUGCAGUGUGCCAUUUUUAUAUAUAGGUUUUCUUCUCUUUGGUUCGUUUCUGCCUGAGAUGUGUUUCUUUUUCUUUUUUCUUUUUGUGUUAAUCUUGUUACAGCCUUUAGAUGUCUGUUGUGAGUUUGCCAGCUAGCUGAUGUCCUGCUACGUCUCGCUGUGUCCUCCAAAAGCACUGCAUGCUGGCCCUGGCUCCGCUCAAACAUUUGACCCUGCAGAUUUGGAAGCAAUAUCAGAUCUGGUUGGAAUCAUUCUCUGUUCAAUUUUUUGCCAGUGUUGCAAUUAGCGAGUGAAGUUUCCAGGAAAGUCGGCAGACUGCUAAGGGGCUGCAGCGAGCCGUGGCCGCACAUCCACUCCUGUGAAGUAGGUAGUGACUGUGCCACAGGAGAACACUUUAGCAUUUAAUGAGCCCUUCCUCUCUCCUUUGUCUUCAUCUCUCCACACUCGUGUUUGUCGUGUAGACACUCAGUUGCACGCUCUCCACAGAGACAACCCUAUUACGGGGGACCGCAUGUGCAGCCAGAGACCCCAUCAAACAUCCCUGAUAAAGAUGAUCCUACAGUCACUCUUUAAUUGAGGUGCAUUGUGGGACUGCAGCAAACUUGAUUCAAAUCUUCUUAUCUCCACUUGAGAAAACAGUAAAUCCCACGUUUCUCCAUUUCAUCAAAGCUAGAGUAGAUCUCUGCAUCAUCAUCUGGACUCACUGCACUCCAUGCUGACAUGUUGACUCCACUUUAAGGCAGGCUCAGAGAAAAUGGAAAAGCCGAAACAGGCAUCACUGCACUGGCGAUCCACGAACACAGCAUUUGCUUCUGAAGGGCAUAUAUGAUAAAAAAAAAUGCAAAUCAUUUGUGAGGAGAGAUGUUGAAGCCUGAGGAUGAGCAUCGUUGGUCCCACUUGCACAGUCGGCCCAGAGGUGUGUGGGAGUGAUACUGUGAGUGUUUUUCAGGAGAGGUGGGAAGAGUUCGUGCCACGUGACUUCGAUCUGAUAAGUAACACGCCAGCAUCAGCUGAAGCGUGGAAACAUCUGCCAGACACUGAGCAUCCUAACUGCCCUCUCAUUCUCUUCUCCGUCCAUUUGUGUGUUUCCCUCUCUUCACAUAUAUCUUUGUGAGCAAGCAGUGGUGAAUAAAGACUUCGGGGUUUAGUGAACAAAA
Oryzias latipes (Japanese medaka) is the source of this 2187-nucleotide messenger RNA. It is a transcript of the gene stmn2b, whose product is annotated as stathmin 2b. Gene Ontology annotation, cellular component: neuron projection; growth cone; cytoplasm. Gene Ontology annotation, biological process: neuron projection development; regulation of microtubule polymerization or depolymerization; microtubule depolymerization. The record is from RefSeq and is a predicted model, not a curated record. NCBI's taxonomy places the organism in Eukaryota, Metazoa, Chordata, Actinopteri, Beloniformes, Adrianichthyidae. Gene Ontology annotation, molecular function: tubulin binding.